Molecule: messenger RNA, 537 nt
Organism: Ogataea angusta
Lineage: Eukaryota; Fungi; Ascomycota; Pichiomycetes; Pichiales; Pichiaceae
Exons: 1
Coding region: 1-537 (178 amino acids)
Biological process (GO): ribosomal subunit export from nucleus; protein import into nucleus
Cellular component (GO): nucleus; cytoplasm
Molecular function (GO): GTPase activity; GTP binding
Source: RefSeq, a predicted model, not a curated record
AUGGCCACCUCCGGUGUCGAGGUCCACCCAAUGUCGUUCUACACCAACUUCGGUGAGAUCAGAUUCGACGUCUGGGACACCGCCGGGCAGGAGAAAUUCGGCGGCCUGAGAGACGGUUACUACAUCAACGGCCAGUGUGGUAUCAUCAUGUUCGACGUCACCUCGAGAAUCACGUACAAAAACGUUCCAAACUGGCACAGAGACCUGGUCAGAGUGUGUGAGAACAUCCCUAUUGUCCUGUGCGGUAACAAGGUCGACGUCAAGGAGAGAAAGGUCAAGGCCAAGACCAUCACGUUCCACAGAAAGAAGAACCUGCAAUACUUUGACAUCUCUGCCAAGUCGAACUACAACUUCGAGAAGCCGUUCCUGUGGCUCGCCAGAAAGCUCGUCGGCAACUCCCAGCUCGAGUUCGUCGAGUCGCCGGCCCUGGCUCCUCCGGAGGUGUCUGUCGACGCCGACCUGAUGGCCAAGUACCAGGCCGAGAUGGACCAGGCUGCGGCCAUGCCGUUGCCUGACGAGGACGACGCCGACCUUUAA